Molecule: messenger RNA, 1066 nt
Organism: Conger conger (European conger)
Lineage: Eukaryota; Metazoa; Chordata; Actinopteri; Anguilliformes; Congridae
Gene: rps19bp1
Product: ribosomal protein S19 binding protein 1
Exons: 4
Coding region: 133-633 (166 amino acids)
Cellular component (GO): nucleolus
Molecular function (GO): enzyme binding
Source: RefSeq, a predicted model, not a curated record
AAUUUCGCACAGACUAGCGUCGAGGUAUAAAAACUGACGCCCGAAACGGAUGUGAGAUCCAUGUGUUUCAGUGUGUUGAUUUUAAAAGAUUUGCUUCCACUGUAUAUUAAGCAUAGCUAAACUAACUCAAAUAUGUCGGCGUCAAUAAUUAGGAGAGGACUGGAGCUUUUAAGUGAUGAUAUAAAAGGUGUACCUGGGAACAAAAAACAGAAGGCUAAGAAGAUGCGGUCAGUGAACCAGGCAGGAGGACGAGGGGACGGAGUAAUGGAUCAGAUCAGCUCCAACAGACAGGGCGUCACCAGGCAGGUUCGCAGGCUGCAGGGCAGGCUAGGAUCAGGCAAGAGCAAGGCUACCGUCAAAGACAAGCGCAUCAAGAGUGCAGUGGAUGAGUUUAGGAAAAAACAGAAACGGAGCCAGCUGAGUAAAAACCUGAGAUAUUUCAUGGGAGUGGCAUACAAAGCAGAGCAGUCCCACACACAAAAGAUCCUGGUUCACAAUGAAGGCCGACAGGCCCGGAAUCGUCCGGACCGUCCUGUACGGAAGCAGAAGGAGGAGAGAUCUCUGUUCACAGAGGAGCAGUUCCAGCAGUUCCAGAAGGAGUAUUUUGGUAGAACUGUGGAAGAUAAGAAGUAAAUGAAGGCCCAUGGACUCUCAGAAAAAACUGAUGUGAGAAGAGACUUGGCUGGGAUUAAACAUCAUCUCUGUGACCUUGGAGUAAAAUAACCCCCCUUAGGUCCUUUUUCAUUUUCAUUGAAAUAAAAAAGGAGUUAAUGGAAGACUGGGAUUUGGCUGUGUUGAGCUGAAUUUAAGUUGUACUGAGAUCAGUCCCUACUGCAGCACAUUGUAUUAUCUGUGAAGGAAAUACAAAGUUUCAGUGCAGCACCUGUGUUUCUGUGGUUGGAUCAGUGCCUGAAAGCAACUGUGUAAAUGUGUUGAGAACAAAGUCACAAUAUUUCCCAAGAUCUGUUUUAUUUUGCAAAUGAGGGUAAAACAUAUGAAUAUUAAUUUGUGUUUUAGAGCUGUUAUGUAGUUUGCCACUUUGAUAAAAUAAAAAAGGCUAAAUUCA